Diaporthe amygdali is the source of this 225-nucleotide messenger RNA. RefSeq lists its product as uncharacterized. Gene Ontology annotation, biological process: proton motive force-driven mitochondrial ATP synthesis. The record is from RefSeq and is a predicted model, not a curated record. Gene Ontology annotation, molecular function: proton-transporting ATP synthase activity, rotational mechanism. Lineage: Eukaryota; Fungi; Ascomycota; Sordariomycetes; Diaporthales; Diaporthaceae. Gene Ontology annotation, cellular component: mitochondrial inner membrane. The transcript has 3 exons. Bases 1 to 225 code for a protein of 74 amino acids.
AUGACGUUCGCGUGGAAAGCCGCAGGCCUCAGCUACAACCGCUACCUCGCCGUCGCCGGCCGCGUCGUGCGCCGAAGCCUGAAGGACGACAAGAGACUCGCCGCCGAGCGCCGUGGAGACAUGGAUCUGCGAUUCGCUAAAUGGGAGAACGGCAAGCAGGGCGACGUCAAGAACCUUGCGCAGGCGAACGCUGCCCUGGCUGAGAACGCUGGGUCUUCCUCAUAA